AUGUCUGCUAUGCCCGCCACCUCCGGUCACUCCGCGGCCUGCUGCAACCUGCCCCCAAUCGUGAGUAAGGGCUACAAGGCCAAGGGCAAGUACGAAGAAGUUGGCGGCUACAAGACUUGUACCCGUUUAUUCACCGGUCGCGAUGCUAAUGAAUGCUCCCAAGACGUCACCGGCCCCGCCGACGCCAGCAAGGCCAUCGUCAUCAUCUACGACAUCUUUGGCUACUUUGAGCAGACUCUCCAGGGCGCGGACAUUCUUGCCCACAGCGGCGAGCAAAAGUACAAGGUCUACAUCCCCGACUUCUUCAAGGGCGAGCCUUGCCCGAUUGAGUGGUACCCUCCCGACACGGAGCAGAAGAAAAAAGACCUCGGCGCCUUCUUCGGAAAGCACCCUCCAACCAGCGCCUCGACCGCCCUCCCGGGCUACGUCCAAGCGAUCAAGACCCAGACCCCUUCCAUCGCUGCCACCGGCGUCCUCGGCUUUUGCUGGGGUGGUAAGGCUGUCGCCUUGGCCGCCAAGGAGUCCUCCAACCCGUUUGCCGUUGCUGCCUCGGUGCACCCCGCCAUGGUCGACGCCGCCGACGCGCCCGGUAUCAAGGUCCCCUUUAUUCUGCUUGCGUCGGGCGACGAGCCCGCCGAGGAUGUCAAGAAGUUUGAGGAUGCCCUUACCGUCCCCAAGCACAUCGAGACGUUUGCCGACCAGAUCCACGGCUGGAUGGCAGCCCGCGCCAACCUCAGCGACGACCGCGUCAAGGCCGAGUACGAGCGUGGCUACAAGACCCUGCUGCAGUUCUUUGGCAAGCACCUGUAG
This is a messenger RNA of Cordyceps militaris CM01, 810 nucleotides long. Its product is annotated as dienelactone hydrolase family protein. The transcript has 4 exons. NCBI's taxonomy places the organism in Eukaryota, Fungi, Ascomycota, Sordariomycetes, Hypocreales, Cordycipitaceae. The coding region runs from base 1 to 810 and encodes 269 amino acids. The record is from RefSeq and is a predicted model, not a curated record. Gene Ontology annotation, molecular function: hydrolase activity.